UCACCUCCCGAUAGGUGGCAGCACUGAUCCGUCUCUGUCAGAGCAGAAAACUGAAGAAGACGACAAACAGCUUCUCGAACAUGUCUGAGUACGCUACAGUCCAGAAAAGUGCCCUGAAAAUAAAGGGUAUGGGAGAUAUUUCUGCUGGGAAAAAGAAGAAGAAGAAGAACAAGGAGAGCAAGCAUCGCAUGGAGCAGGUCGUUACCAGCCAAAAUGAUGAGGAGGUGAAAACCAAGAAAGUAUAUCUUGACAAAAGGACACCGGCACAGAUUGCUUUUGACAAGAUGCAAGAGAAACGGCAAAUGGAGCGGAUUUUGAACAAGGCAUCAAAGACCCACAAACACAGAGUCGAGGAUUUUAACCGUCACCUGGACAACCUGACAGAGCAUUAUGACAUCCCCAAAGUCAGCUGGACCAAAUAGAAGCGGAGCAAAUGUUCACUCUUGUUUUACCACUUGUACAAAAUGUUUCUGCACCACUUUUUUUUUUUUAAUGCAUAUUUGUUAUUUACAAUUAAAAUUCAUUUGAUUUCACCUUCAUACUUUGGCUGUUGUAAUUCCUGGUGUUUAUACAGCAGAUGUUUAACCAAUCAUGCUAAUGUGUGUGCAUGUAGGCAAGAAAAAAAUUGAAAUAAGACUGAAUUUGUUUUAAUAAACGCAUUUCAUUUAACGGACACAUGGCAUAAAUGGCACACAUCGUGUAAACCAAAACACACGAGGUACAAUGUUAUGUAGUGUUUUGAAGCAACCACAAUGGCACUCUGAGCUGCGAUGUUAUCGACUACAAGCUGAGGAGGAGUUAAAAGUAUUCUGACUCUGGAAGGGAAAAAAAAAAAAAGACUUUACAUGUACAAAAUUAAGUCAUAUUGAUGGCAAAGCUUUACUGCUGCUACUACUUAAAACAUUCCCUGAUAAGACACAAAGAUAAAGGUGUGUAGAGCUGCAUCAGCUGUUUCAACCAUACCAAAGAACCAUGACACAGUGCACAUUGAACACAACCAGUAUGCCAGAUAUUACGCAAGUUGCGUCAUACAACAGCCAGAUUUUUGUUGAGAGAUGAAAAGUUCUGGAUCCAAAGAAAA
Molecule: messenger RNA, 1081 nt
Organism: Oreochromis niloticus (Nile tilapia)
Lineage: Eukaryota; Metazoa; Chordata; Actinopteri; Cichliformes; Cichlidae
Gene: fam32a
Product: family with sequence similarity 32 member A
Exons: 4
Coding region: 81-422 (113 amino acids)
Cellular component (GO): nucleolus
Source: RefSeq, a predicted model, not a curated record